Messenger RNA from Silurus meridionalis, 1927 nucleotides. RefSeq names its product uracil phosphoribosyltransferase (FUR1) homolog (S. cerevisiae) (gene uprt). The record is from RefSeq and is a predicted model, not a curated record. The transcript has 7 exons. NCBI's taxonomy places the organism in Eukaryota, Metazoa, Chordata, Actinopteri, Siluriformes, Siluridae. Bases 192 to 1031 code for a protein of 279 amino acids.
UGGCGAGUUAAGACAAUCGGCAAGGAGCGCGAGCCGCAUCUCCGGAAGCUCGAUCCCGUCAGCGCGCGCCGCUCGGUUUCCGUCUGAUUGAAGCCCAGUGUGUGUGUGUGUUUAUAGCUGUUUAUAUUAUAUAUUUAUAUAUUUUUUUGUUGUAUAUAUUUUUUUAAAUAUCUAUUUUGCGGUUGGUUCCUAUGGAAACGCAGCGUCUGGAGAACGGAAUGCCGUGUCAGAACCAGAAGCAGGUGUUGAACACCGAGAAGCGCGAGCUAGAGCACGCGGCCAAGCAGGUCCGGUUCGCGGAGAGAAGCGACGGAAGCGUCAGCACGAGCGCUACUUCAGCACGUGGAGAAGCAGUAGGAGAACCGGUGUGUGAUCACGGUAAUGAGGACACCUCCGGUAGUGACGCGGCCAAACAGAUCGGACCUCAACUCAAACUUCUGCCUCUAAACGACCAGAUACGCGAGCUGCAGACCAUCAUCCGGGACAAGUCCACCAGUCGAGGUGAUUUUGUGUUUUCUGCUGACAGAUUGAUAAGAUUGGUGGUAGAAGAGGGACUCAAUCAGCUUCCGUACAGCGAGUGCACUGUGAUCACACCCACAGGUCACAAGUAUGAGGGAGUGAAGUUCGAGAAGGGAAACUGUGGUGUGAGCAUCAUGCGCAGUGGCGAGGCGAUGGAGCAGGGUCUGCGAGACUGCUGUAGGUCAAUCCGCAUCGGGAAGAUUCUCAUCCAGAGUGAUGAAGAAACUCAGAAAGCCAAAGUUUUCUACGCCAAGUUUCCUCCUGACAUCAGCCGCAGGAAGGUGCUGCUAAUGUACCCCAUACUGAGUACGGGGAACACUGUGAUUGAAGCGGUGAGGGUACUAAAGGAACAUGGCCUCCAAGCCAAACACAUCAUACUGCUGAGUCUUUUCUCCACACCACAUGGUGCGAGGUCCAUAGUGAAUGAGUUUCCUGACAUCACAAUCCUGACAACGGAGGUUCAUGCUGUCGCUCCAACACACUUCGGCCAGAGAUACUUUGGCACAGACUGACUGACACACACACACACACACACACCCACACACACACCGUUUUGACCUAUCAUGAUUCAUCCAGCUGCAGAAGUAUUGUAACAUUUCCAAUUGGUCCAUUUCCAGUGUUCCUGAAACGUUUAUGUUUAGUAUUCUCUCAGUGUUCCUUCUCAUAUCCCGAACUCUACACAGCCUGGACAAUGUGUGGGCGGAGCUUCUGCUGCCAGAGCACAUGAGCACAGGGUCAAUCUGGUGCCCCGCCCUGUAUUUACUAUGGACAUGCCUCUUUUAAUGCUAAAAUGGUGCAGUGACACGGUUGUGAUGUAGCUUUGCGAAAAACAUGCUACGACUCGAUACGAUACACUCCGUAAUCCAGCGCUGAGUUGAGAAAUCAUGAGACGUCCAUGAGAAAUAUUUUUGACAUCCUUCACCUAAAUGGAGUUGUUUUUCUUUACGCCUUUCACCAGUGGAAUUGUCUCCGAGCGCUGUUACUUUAGACCACAGUCUGUAUACCAAACAUAGCAAAUACACCAUACUUGAAUUUCUAUAUAUUUUGCAGAUCCAUCAAUCACCUCAGAAGCCCCGCCCACAUCCAGGAACAUCACCGGGAAAGACGAUAAAAGCUCGAGUCAAAUCGUCUGAUGAAUCGGAAUUGGGCGGGGCUUUAAAAAAAAAAAAAACAGGCCAUGUGAUUAUAAAUUCGGCUUCGCUCUCAGGUUGGUCCAGUUCACGCACGUGUGGGUCGGGGCUCGGAACCCGAGGUUCUGCAGGUUUCCGGAGCUCAGAGGACACAUUCCCGCUUGGAACGCUCACACUUACGCUCACUCAGCCACUGGAUUAUUCCUCUGUGUUCUGCUGAAUCAGUGCUAUGACUAAAUCUAUUAUAUAUCAAAAAAAUUAAAAUAUUUUGUACUGAA